Messenger RNA from Erigeron canadensis, 684 nucleotides. RefSeq lists its product as uncharacterized. The transcript has a single exon. The record is from RefSeq and is a predicted model, not a curated record. The coding region runs from base 1 to 684 and encodes 227 amino acids. NCBI's taxonomy places the organism in Eukaryota, Viridiplantae, Streptophyta, Magnoliopsida, Asterales, Asteraceae.
AUGGCAAUAGAUCUUUACUCCGAUAAUUCGGGUAGUGGAAGCCCUCGAAUAUCGUUUUCGUACGAUCUUUCCCAAUCCGAUACCGUUCCAGUUGAACAACUUUUACGUUCAUUUUCAUCUUCGUCGUCUAGUGUCGAUUUUAAUUUUUGUAUUCAUGAUAACAAUAAUGAUCAGUACCAACAUUCUUCUCCUUCUAUGGCAGAUGAACUUUUUUAUAAUGGAAAAAUCCUUCCUACACAAAUUAAACCAAAAACCGAUUUAAAUAAACGUUCGCCAACACAAUUAUUGGAAGCCGAAAAGCCACGAACACUUCCAGUAGUGGCACCACUAGAAGAAGUUGGCCAAGAAUUGAAACAAAAUAAUAAUAAAUCGUCGUUUUGGGGGUUUAAAAGAAGUAGUAGUUGUGGAAGCGGGUAUGCAAGAAGUUUAUGUCCUAUAACUUUGUUAUCUCGAAGUCAUUCGACGGGUUCUACGACGAGUACUAAAAGAUCAUCAUCGUCCUCGUCCUCUACGAGAGAAUUAAUAAAUCCGAAAAGAGGUUUCCAGAAAGGAACGGGUUCUCAAAAACCUCCUCUUAGGAAAUCAGGAUAUGGUCAUGGGAAUGGGAUUCGGGUUAACCCGGUUUUAAACCUCGGGUUCGGGUCAUUCUUUUCGGGUAGUAAUAAGAAUAAAAAUAAAAAAUGA